CGCAGACAGAGAUAGAAUCAUAAUUUCAUUGACGUGAGGAACAGGGAGGUUACUGUUUGCCGGAGAUUUGGACCCUAUAUUUCCUUCUUGACUGUAAAAUUAAGAGGUCUGCAAUGGCUUUAAGUGACGAAGAUGUUCAGAAACAGAUCCAGCACAUGAUGGCUUUCAUUGAUCAAGAAGCCAAGGAGAAGGCAGAAGAGAUCGAUGCAAAGGCAGAGGAAGAGUUCCAAAUAGAGAAAGGUCGUCUAGUCCAGCAACAGAGGAUAAAGAUCACAGAGUUUUACAGCCGUAAAGAGAAAAAUCUGGACCUCCAAAAGAAAAUCCUCCAGUCCAACAUGUUGAACCAGGCCAGACUGAAGGUGCUGAAAUGCAGAGAGGACCAUGUACAGGCUGCACUGGACAUUACCAGAACUCAAGCUUAUCUUUAACCAAUGUGUCUUAUCUUUGCUUUUUAGCCUCCAGUCCAACAUGUUGAACCAGGCCAGACUGAAGGUGCUGAAAUGCAGAGAGGACCAUGUACAGGCUGCACUGGAUGAAGCCCAGGAGAGGCUUACAGAACUCACCAAGAACAAGACCAAGUACAAGCAGGUGCUCCAGGGCUUGAUCACGCAAGGUCUCUUCCAGCUCCUAGAACCCAACGUCGUCAUCCGCUGUAAGGAAUGCGACGUCAGUCUGUGCAAGGAAUGUGUUCCUGAUUCAGUGAAGACUUACCGAGAUUCUAGCAAGAAAGAGUGCAAUGUCGUCGUAGAUCAAGAGAACUACUUGUCCCCUGAGCUGAGUGGUGGAGUGGAGCUGUAUACUCCAAGUGGAACAAUUAAAGUUGAGAACACCCUGGAGAAGAGACUAGCUCUUACCAGCAGCCAGAUGCUUCCCGAGAUCAGGAACAACAUGUUCGGUGCAAACGCAAGCAGAAAAUUCUUAGAUUAAACCUCCAGGUCACCCUUCAAAUAUAUAUAUCUAAUAGAAGUCUAUCGUAAUGUUAUCAUUUUAGAAAUUAUAUUAUGAUCUGUUCUUGUCUCUAUGUUAAUAGGUGUUAGGUUUGUAAUAAAUCAUCUUAUGUUAAUGAGGUAUAAAGUAUUUGUAUCAGGGUUCGGGUAUUGGAGACUAAUAAAAAGGGCUAAUUUUCACUCUCUCCCUUUAAAAAGGGGUGUGAGAGAAUUUUCUUUUGAUAUGAGGAACGGGGUUAUACUCAAAGUUCUGGUGAGCGUUCAUUGCGCUUGCUUUUCAAUGUUUCACAAAUUCAACAUUCUUAGUCAGUGUUUCAAAUACACAGAUGAAGUUUAUUAGUCUUUGUUGGCAUUAAUAUUAUUCUUGAGAUGAUUUUGUAACUGGAAAUAAUGGAAAACAAAGAUCAGUUCCAAAUAUUGGACGAAUUUGAUAGAUAUGUAGUAUACAUUAAAUACAUUUACUGGCAAUUCAUACUACAUGUACCCAUGAAUUCUGUCUUGUUCUUAUUCACCGAAACAUGGUGUCUGUAAAGUUAGAUUGUUGGUUGAUAAGGAAUGUUUAAUUAGUAGGGAAGCCAUUUUUGAAAGGCACUUACAGUGUAGCUGAUAUCAGGUUUCAUUCUGUACAGGAUGAAGAGGGGAAGGGGAAGGGGGGGGGGGGGCUCCAACAUCUCAUGGUCUCUUUUCAGGCCAAUGGAGUCAAGGCAAGUAGUCAAGUCAAUUAGUCAUGGACUAUUAGGUAGUCAUGUGGCCCAAGUUGAGGAUGUAGUCGCAUGGCAUGAUCAUGUAGAAAGCAAGCAACUCUUGUUGCUUUUGCUAUGGGAUUAUCGUAUUGGGUUUAGAUACCCCAUGGUAGAUGUGAGGUGCUUGGUAUGGGAUGGUCUCCUCCUUAUAUGGUAAUGGUCUAAUAUGUAAUUUGUGUGUACCAA
Messenger RNA from Strongylocentrotus purpuratus (purple sea urchin), 1876 nucleotides. Its product is annotated as V-type proton ATPase subunit E. The coding region runs from base 382 to 927 and encodes 181 amino acids. Gene Ontology annotation, biological process: proton transmembrane transport. The transcript has 8 exons. Gene Ontology annotation, cellular component: proton-transporting two-sector ATPase complex, catalytic domain. Gene Ontology annotation, molecular function: proton-transporting ATPase activity, rotational mechanism. NCBI's taxonomy places the organism in Eukaryota, Metazoa, Echinodermata, Echinoidea, Camarodonta, Strongylocentrotidae. The record is from RefSeq and is a predicted model, not a curated record.